Molecule: messenger RNA, 492 nt
Organism: Clonostachys rhizophaga
Lineage: Eukaryota; Fungi; Ascomycota; Sordariomycetes; Hypocreales; Bionectriaceae
Source: the annotation of a GenBank genome assembly
AUGGUGAAUCUUCUGGAACAUCCUUACGUACACCUCCCGAGUGCUACACCUCCCGAGUACUACACCUCCCGAGCACUACAGUUCCCGAGUGCUACACGUCUCGAGUGCUACACCCCUCGAGUGCUACACGUCUCGAGCACUCCAGUUCCCGAGUGCUACACCUCCCGAGUACUACACGUCUUGAGUGCUACACCUCCCGAGUGCUACACCUCCCGACUGCUACACCUCCCGAGUACUACAGUUCCCGAGUGCUACACGUCUCGAGUCCUACACCCCUCGAGUGCUACACAUCUCGAGUGCUACACCUCCCGAGUACUACACCUCCCGAGUACUACACCUCCCGAGUACUACAGUUCCCGAGUGCUAUACGUCUCGAGCACUACAGUUCCCGAGUGCUACACCUCCCAAGCACGACACCUUCCGAGUGCUACACCCCUCGAGCACUACACGCCUCCAGUGCUAUCGAUAGCCUCCGUGGAGUGCUACGCCUAA